Cyphellophora europaea CBS 101466 is the source of this 1206-nucleotide messenger RNA. RefSeq lists its product as uncharacterized. Bases 1 to 1206 code for a protein of 401 amino acids. NCBI's taxonomy places the organism in Eukaryota, Fungi, Ascomycota, Eurotiomycetes, Chaetothyriales, Cyphellophoraceae. The record is from RefSeq and is a predicted model, not a curated record. The transcript has a single exon.
AUGGAUGUCAUCAGAUCCAUGGUGGCCGCCUUUGGUAGUGUCCUAUACACCACCCUCUCCACACCCCUCUAUCUCCUCCCCACCCGCAGCCGUAGGCGUGCCGAAUACAUUCUCUCCCGGCAAGCCUCACUAGCCAGCCUCGUCUUGGGUCGCCUCCUGCCCACGCUGCACCCACCAUACAUCGAUCUCAGCGGGAAGAUCGCCCUCAUCACCGGCGCCAACAGCGGCAUCGGCCUCUCUCUCAGCAAAUCCCUCGCCUUGCGCGGCGCCACCAUCUACCUCGCCUGCCGCAACGCGUCCAAAGCCGAAUUCGCGCGCCUCGAAAUCCUACACCAGCAACCCAGCGCCAGAGACCGCGUGCACAUCCUCAGCCUGGACACCGCCGACCUGGCCUCCGUGCACGCCUGCGCCUCCACGCUGAUCGCGCACCUCGGGGCCGCGAAACUUGAUCUCCUGGUGCACAAUGCCGGCAUCAGCACGCCGCCGGCAGAGCCUGACGGCGACGAGGGCAGUGCGUUCUCCCCGCAAGGCUUCGAGCUCGUUUACGCAACCAACUUCCUCGGUGGGUUUCUGCUCACUCAUCUGCUAGAGCAACACCUGGCGGAGGAUGCCCGCGUUGUGCUAACGAGCUCACAUGCGCAAUACGCAGGGAGGUUCUCGGGGGGCUUUGUGAAUACGGUUGGGAGUCAUGGGAGGGAGAGGGUGGUAGAGGCAGGGUUUCAUUGUCCGCCUGUUCGCGCUGCCAAGGCGCACGGCUUUGAAGGGUGCUAUGCGAAUUCGAAGGCGAUGCAGUGCGCUUUUGCGAGGUUGUUGCAAAGGAGGUUUGAUGGGGUGAUGGGAAAGGGGGGGAAAAUCGCGGACGGCACGGGGAGGGUGGUGCAUGUAUUCUCUCCCGGCUUCACGCGUACGGCUAUCUUUGGCAAGAUAGAGGGGACGAGCUGGGCGAAGGAUCCGAUGUUCAAGUCACUGGUGGCAACAGAGGGUUUGUUCGCGACGGAGGUGCAGCAAGGGGCUGCAACAGGACUGUUUCUGUGCGGUUCGCAGGAGGAGCAAGUGGUUGGAAUUGGAAGGGGAGGUGCUUAUUGGGAGCGUAUGGAGCGGAGAACAGGGAGUGCGAAUUUGCUUGGAGAUGGCGUUCUACAACGGCUGUGGGAACGGUGGGAGGUUGAUGCCGGAAUUGAAUGGCCGAUGAAAAUCUAUAUGUGA